Paramecium pentaurelia is the source of this 590-nucleotide messenger RNA. The record is from the annotation of a GenBank genome assembly. NCBI's taxonomy places the organism in Eukaryota, Ciliophora, Oligohymenophorea, Peniculida, Parameciidae.
CAAUGGAUACAAUUAUUCAAUAUGACAAAUCUGAAUUUCAUGAAACAUCAUCAGGGAUUAAAAUAUCUAAGAAAUCCAUAAUCAAAGGCACUGAAUAAAUUAAUGUAAGUGGUAGAUGCAUCUUUUUUAAUGAUGUUAUAUUGAGAGGGGAUCUUGCCAAAGUAUCAAUAGGCAAAUAUUUGGUUGUCCAUGAAAAAGUUACACUAAAACCUUCUUAUACAUAUGGUUACACCAAAGAAUCACCUACUAAAAAGAUCAUUAAAUUCCUUCCUUUGAUGAUAAGUGAUUAUGUAGAAAUUGAGUCAAGUUCAAUUAUAUAAGCAACCAAGAUUGGUACUUGUACAUCAAUUGGAAAAAAUUGUUAUAUUGUAAUUUUCAAUUUGUAUUAUGCAUAGUCACAUAGAUGUAUAAUUGGAGAAAACUCUAUAAUUCUUGAUGAUUCCAUAUUACCACCUGAUACAGUUGUACCAGCUAAUAGUGUAUAUGGAGGAAGACCAGCAGUCUAUAUAGCAGAAACACCAGAAUCAACUCCUAUCAUUCAAAAACAAAAAUUGAUUAAUUUUUAUAAAAACUUUGUGCCUAAGAGUUGA